AUGUCGUAUCUCCCCACACAGAUGUCGACAUACGCCAGGUUUCUGACAGCGGCCAACUCGUCUAACACGGGGCUUCUAACAGACCCCGACACCCCAACGGACACCGGGCUUCUAACAGACACGGGGUUUCUAACAGACGCAGACACCCCAACAGACACCGGGCUUCUAACAGACCCCGACACCCCAACAGACACCGGGCUUCUAACAGACCCCGACACCCCAACAGACACGGGGCUUCUAACAGACCCCGACACCCCAACAGACACCGGGCUUCUAACAGACCCCGACACCCCAACAGACACCGGGCUUCUAACGGACCCCGACACCCCAACAGACACCGGGCUUCUAACAGACCCCGACACCCCAACAGACACCGGGCUUCUAACAGACCCCGACACCCCAACAGACACCGGGCUUCUAACAUACCCCGACACCCCAACAGACACGGGGCUUCUAACAGACGCAGGCACCCCGACAGACACGGGGCUUCUAACAGACGCAGACGCUCCAACAGACACCGGGCUUCUAACAGACCCCGACACCCCAACAGACACCGGGCUUCUAACGGACGUAGAUACCCCAACAGACACCGGGCUUCUAACAGACCCCGACACCCCAACAGACACCGGACUUCUAACAGACCCCGACACCCCAACAGACACGGGGCUUCUAACUCACCCCGACACCCCAACAGACACCGGGCUUCUAACAGACCCCGACACCCCAACAGACACGGGGCUUCUAACAGACCCCGACACCCCAACAGACACCGGGCUUCUAACAGACCCCGACACCCCAACAGACACCGGGCUUCUAACGGACCCCGACACCCCAACAGACACCGGGCUUCUAACAGACCCCGACACCCCAACAGACACCGGGCUUCUAACAGACCCCGACACCCCAACAGACACCGGGCUUCUAACAUACCCCGACACCCCAACAGACACGGGGCUUCUAACAGACGCAGGCACCCCGACAGACACGGGGCUUCUAACAGACGCAGACGCUCCAACAGACACCGGGCUUCUAACAGACCCCGACACCCCAACAGACACCGGGCUUCUAACGGACGUAGAUACCCCAACAGACACCGGGCUUCUAACAGACCCCGACACCCCAACAGACACCGGACUUCUAACAGACCCCGACACCCCAACAGACACGGGGCUUCUAACAGACGCAGACGCCCCAACAGACACCGGGCUUCUAACAGACCCCGACACCCCAACAGACACGGGGCUUCUAACAGACGCAGACGCUCCAACAGACACCGGGCUUCUAACAGACGCAGACGCUCCAACAGACACCGGGCUUCUAACAGACGCAGGCACCCCCACAGACACGGGGCUUCUAACAGACGCAGACGCUCCAGCAGACACCGGGCUUCUAACAAACGCAGGCACCCCAACAGGCACGGGGCUUCUAACAGACUCUGACACCCUAACAGACACGGGGCUUCGAACAGACAAAGACGCUCCAACAGACACCAGGCUUCUUACAGACACAGACACCCCCACAUACGCCGGGCUUCAAACAGACGCAGAUACUCCAAUAGACAUAGGGCGUCCAACAGACACGGGGCUUCUAACAGACGCAGACACCACAACAGACACCGGGAAUGAUCCACAUUUAGGAACCAUUUAA
Messenger RNA from Haliotis rufescens (red abalone), 1647 nucleotides. Its product is annotated as sialidase-like. Bases 1 to 1647 code for a protein of 548 amino acids. The transcript is spliced from 2 exons. Lineage: Eukaryota; Metazoa; Mollusca; Gastropoda; Lepetellida; Haliotidae. The record is from RefSeq and is a predicted model, not a curated record.